Messenger RNA from Anopheles coustani, 5075 nucleotides. RefSeq names its product klaroid protein (gene koi). Gene Ontology annotation, cellular component: nuclear envelope; meiotic nuclear membrane microtubule tethering complex. Gene Ontology annotation, molecular function: protein-membrane adaptor activity. Lineage: Eukaryota; Metazoa; Arthropoda; Insecta; Diptera; Culicidae. The record is from RefSeq and is a predicted model, not a curated record. Gene Ontology annotation, biological process: nuclear envelope organization. The transcript has 6 exons. Bases 256 to 3774 code for a protein of 1172 amino acids.
AAAUCGGUGACGUCAGUUUUGUUAAACGCGUGAGAAGUAGCGCCGCUGUGUUGCUCCAAAAAAUGAAAUAAUUAUCAUAUAAAACGAAGUUGUUGGUGGGUAGAAAUAGCACCAAAAGUUAGCCAUACUCUCAGUGCAGAUGCGAAGCAGCGGUAUAAAAGUUAUAAAGAAAAUUAAAAAAAUCAAGAGAGCACAGUACCAACGACGGCUUAAACGCUUUUUCUUGGACCGGUCGAGCAUCGUGACGGAAGAAAAAUGUCCCAGCCGGAGAGCAUCGGCGAUGUCAUAGAGACGCGGCGCCGUUCGCGCUCGAAAACUCCAAUGAUGAACCUGCGCGUCAGUUCUGAUCGCGAGAAUGGCGAGUCUUCCCCGGCCGGCAACAGGAAGGUCCGCAAAACGCCCACCGUUGAAGCGAUCGACGAAAGCGACGAGCAGCCGUCCUCACAAAAAUCAUUAGCCGCUGCCGGCGGGCAACCCCGUUCAACGGCCAUGCGUAAGACUCGUAUCGUCACAUCCGACUACUCGUCGGAUGACGUUUCGCCGGAUCGUGUGCAAAAGGCGUUGGCUGUCGUUCAGAAAAUACAAAAGUCCGGGCAGCUAUCACAGUCGGCCGUUACCACGACGACGACGCAGGUCACUAGAACUUUCGAGUCGAAAACGGUGUUGGUGCAGGGUCAGGGCGUCGAUCAGCAGGAAAAUGUGGUCUCCGUCAAAACCAGUAGCGCUGGCAAUUCUUCCGCGGACAAGGAGUCUACGGUGGCAAAACAGGCCACAACGGAAUCACCAAAGAAAGCCACCAGCUCACCAUCGAAGCCGACUCCGCUAACCGGUGGAACUAAGCAGCAAGAGGAGGUGGUUUCCGUGGCAACCAGCAAGAAGACAAGUACAACCGUUGGGGCAAGCAAAGCAACCGUUGCUGGAGGUGCCGGUAGGAUCUGUACCAGCACGCCGAAAAAUGCCCAAACCUUUAAGGCAGCCACAGCGAAGAUUGUCCUAACACCGGAGGAGCUACAGCAACAUGCGGCCUACAAAGAGUACCUGGAAGCGGGCGAGUACUGGAACAAGUACCCGAAGACGGACUACACCUAUUCGGAGCUGUCGCCGCAUCGUCGCGAGGUUGCGCCUGGGCUAGUUGCGAUGCCCAACAUGUCCCGGCCUAGCCUGAACAAGCACGCCGAGCGGGUGCAGACGAUGAUCGAGCGUAAUCCUACGCAGGAAGCGUUCAUACGCCAACGGUACACAUCCGCCCGAAGUAGUGGGAUGUUUGUGCCCUCCGAUCCGUACGAUUCGACCGAGGAAGUGGACAGUUACCUGCGUCAGGGUAACCAACGGCACCAGCGUCAAACGAUCGUGAACCAGCAGCAGUCGAUCGUCAGCCGUUUCUUCCUGUCAAUCGUUACGUUCUUCUUUACCUGCUUCGACUCCGUGCGUAGUGUCUUCCGGCGUCGCGACGAGGAGUACCAAUACUACACACGCAUCGAGGAUGAGCGAGGCUUUUUUGCCCGCGCCUAUAGUUUGGUUUCUUCAUUUUUCAUCAACGUGUUCAAGCGCAUCUACCUGCUGAUUUCUUCCGUGCUGUUUCUGGACGCCUGGCUGCUGCAGACGAGCGCAAGGAACGUGGAGCAACAGCAAGCUGGCCAACGAAAGCGUCGUUUUUUGCUGUUCUUGUUGGUUUUGCUCCCGUUUUUGCUGAUCGGAGCUUACCUACUGGCAGAUGGGAAGGAAACAAUCGUGCUUCCGGCUUCAUCCCGCGCUACACUAGCCCUAUCGUCCCUUUCCCGGAUCCUUCCAUCAGGCAUCGAUCGGAGUAUGGAAUGGGACGGAAUAAAAUCGUUCUAUCGUUCCGUGGCGAAUGUCACCGCAAUUCCGGUAUGGAUGGAAUCCGUGCGGUCGUUAGUACCAUCGUUUGGCUGGCUAACGGUAUUCUCCUGGCCCUGGAGUUGGUCUUGGUGGUGGUGGCCUCGAAGUGGCGGUACCAACGACCAUGAAUCGUUCCGUUCGACGCUCCAGCGAACACUCAGUGCGGAAGAGUACGAUGCCCUGAUGCGUCAUAUUGACGUGUAUAUCGAUGGUUUGAUGGAGCAAAAGUACGCGUCCCGAGUGGAAGCGGUGGAACGGGAGCAGGAAAGGAUGAAGGCAUCACCAACAACGGGGUCACUUGCGCCUGAACUAACCGUACACGUGGCGAACGUUAUCGAGAAAAGUUUGAAACAGUACAACUACCACCUUACGGAUGCCGAUGUGGAUCUUGUGGCGGAGAAAGUUCGUCUCGUGCUGGAAGCAACUCAUCCACUAUUGUUCACACGACAAUCAGAGAAAAUUGUUGAACAGCAGGAGAAGGAUGCCGGAGGGAAGGUAGUACUGAGCAAGGAAUAUCUAACCGAAAUUCAGCGGCUAGUGGAGCAGCAGAUUACGGUGCACAACAAUCAUUAUGUCAUCACUGGGUCACAACUCGAAGAGCUUCUCACGCGGAUACUUUCAUCCGAUCGGUUACUCGCCUUGAUCGACGCACGAGCUACAGUCAACGGGGAACGCAUGGUCAAGGAAUUCCAGGCGACAGCGUCGGUUGUGGAUCAACAACGGCGCGAUGCAUUGGUGGACGAUUUGCGCAAAGAACUGAACGAUAUUAAGGCACACUUUAGUGAGCAACUGUUGAGCAGUAGCGUUCAAUGGGAAGCAAGGUUAGAGGCGCUUAAGGCAAACCAAGGGCAGCUCGGUGAUCAACUACGUGCCUAUCGGUUAGAGCACAACGAACUCUACCAAAAGCUGCUGGCCGAUAUCGACGGCCGGUUGACCGCUUUGCGUCAAGAGCGCUACGAAGGAGUGAACAGUGCGGUCCGAGAGCACAUCAUCACCAUCUUGGGGCUGAACGUGAAGCAGGACAUCGGGGACGGGGAUUUGCGGGCGUGGAUUAGCGGGCUGUUUGUGGCACGGGACGAUCUCGAGCGGCGGUUGGAGGAAAUUCAGGCGAAGGUUGGCAUGGAUGUUCGUGAAGAGAUCGAAAGAACCGCGGGUCGGUUGAUGAAAGAAAUCGGUGAAAAGAUGCGCGAAGAGAUGUUGCUCCGAUUGGACGAGGUACGGAAAGAAGUGUCGGAUACAAAGAGCACUGCAACGGACGCGGUGGAAAGUAAAUCCACCGGAGCGGAAGAGGGUGGUACAGACUCGAGGAAAUCGUCGUCAACGCUUACCGAGGACGACGUGAAGCGGAUCGUGCGUGACGCUUUAACCGUGUACGAUGCCGACAAGACCGGCAUGGUGGAUUAUGCUCUCGAAUCGGCCGGCGGGCAGGUGCUGUCGACUCGUUGCACCGAGAACUAUCAGGCCAGCUCGGCCGAGUUUCGGAUAUUUGGCAUUCCCAUCUGGUACCCAUCCAAUACGCCCCGGACCGUCAUUUCACCCACCAUGGAACCGGGCCAGUGCUGGGCGUUCCAAGGGUUUCCCGGGUAUCUGGUCAUACAAUUAAAUACCGAGAUAAUCGUGACUGGUUUCACGCUGGAGCAUAUUUCCAAACUGCUUGUUGCGAACGGAUCUAUUAGCUCUGCCCCGAAGCACUUCACGGUUUGGGGACUGCAAGAACUAAACGACCCCGAUCCGAUUCUGCUGGGUAGCUACGAGUACCUGGACAAACUGGGUAGCAGCGUGCAGUAUUUCCCGGUGCAGAACAAGGACUGGAGCCAACCGCUUCAGAUCGUGGAGCUGCGUAUCGAGACCAACCAUGGUAACAUUCGCUACACCUGUCUGUACCGGUUUCGAGUGCACGGCGAGAAGGUGUAGGCAGAAAGGGGUGUUUUGCUUGCUAUUUCUUCACCACACUAAGUCACCGGCAGCUAGAAUAUCGGCCAGCAGCCAGCCCCAGCCUCCGCCCCACCUUCUAACCAAGAGGUCCUGGAACAGCGGUAUGCAGCCGGCCUGCCGUUUGUUAAGCUGAUUGCGUUAGUUUUAAAAAUAUUGUAUGUAUUUAUUCUCCGAUUAUGAUGAGAAUUUUUAACUCUGUUUGUUUAAUACGUAAUUUUCUGUUGCGGUAAGUCUUAUUGUAAAUGUGUUUUGUCCGGUACCAGCUGGAAUGAGCAGUGUUUGUUUUAAUAUUAAUUUACUUAGUUAUAUUGUGAUAUUCAAGUAUCACAGUUUCGUGUAACAGCCCCAUCAAUCAUACCAUUGAUUAUAUUUUACAUAACCUUAGUUUUCUUGUUAAACAAUAAGCUCUCAAUGCAAAACAAAACAAAAACAACUUACCCUUUUCCUUUGUUAUUGUUUUCCUUCUUUUCUGUUACAAAAGCUCAUUUUUCUUACCAAAAGUAAUGAAACCGUAAUGUUUCUGUACAGCUUUUUUUUUACUAGUUUUCACUAACCAAAGGUAUUUUUCAUAACGAUGUAAGAACUAACAAAAUGGAUCAAGUUUUUCGCAAAUCUAACAAAUAUUAACACAUUUCAUCCGAGACCUACGUUAGGUAAACAUAAACUACUAAUAUUGGUCUGGACCUUAUCCAUUCUUUUUUUUUUAACAUAUAUCCUCGCAGGGGUUGUCUACACUUUAUGUUGAGGAUUUCUCUCGUUAGCUCUUGUAUACUGCCCUACUGUGUGUUUGUCCAUUUAUGUAAACUGUGUUAAAGUACGUUUAGUUUCUAUCGGUAGAGACAAACGAGGCCUAACGAAAGUGUGAAGCAAAACGUAAACCAGAGAUGCCUUAGGAUUGCUGCUUAAAAACAUAAUGCUUAAUACAAACGAUUGUAAUGUCCUAUAGAUGAUAGAAAACAUAGAUUUUCGGUCAUAUUAAUCAGUUUUCCCUUCAAAAUGCUAGUUUCUCACGUUUGUUUAGGUUAUAACUUAGGUUCUCCCAUCUAAACUCAAUAAUUUUGGCGAAAAUAAUUAAACGUAGAUAUUAAACAUUUGGUCCAUUCCUGAUAGCAAAAGACUCCGUUUAGUUUUCCAAAAGUUCCACAGUCUUAAGAGAGAGGUAGGGAGCAAUAUUUGUACGUAGUUUUUUUUAAACAAUAAAGAUUAAUACUUGUAGAAAAGAUAUUAGUACAAACAUCAUGUCAACAGAAAUGUUUAAAGAUAUUGUUUGAAUUGGUUUU